CACUCCCUCCAAAUUCCCAAAUUUCAAUAUCACCAAUCCACCAAAUAGAUGAUAAGGAUUGAGUCAUUUGAAUGGAUGACAUGACAUUAAGCUGAUACGGUUGAGUUCAGUUAGGAAAUCAUCCAUGGCCACGUUACACUGCAAUUCUCUUUUUCUCAACAAAAUCUCUCACCCCAUUCCAAGACACUCUUUCAAUCCUCUUUUCUCAUCUGCAGGUUUUAUCCCAAAUCUUUCCACUUCAAUUUCCACAACUUCCACUGUAUUUAUCCCCAAAAUUUCCAUAUUGGCUUGUAACGCUUCUGCUGACAACGCACCAGUAUCCAAUUUCUCUGUAACCGAUUCCUAUAAACUCACGUAUUUAGAGGGAAAUAGUUGGCUGUGGAAUGUGGGUGGAGCAAAUAUAUUGGUUGAUCCAAUUUUGGUCGGUAACUUGGAUUUUGGAAUUCCUUGGCUAUAUGAUGCUUCUAAGAAAUUCUUAAACAACUUCCAGCUUAGUGAUCUUCCUGAAAUUGAUUGCUUACUCAUUACUCAAAGCCUUGAUGAUCACUGCCAUUUGAAGACCCUAAACCCUUUUUCUCUGAAAUUUCCAAAUACUAGAGUUAUAGCAACUCCUAAUGCCAAGACCUUACUGGACCCUCUUUUCAGAAAUGUUACAUAUAUAGGACCUGGACAAAGCUCUGAAAUCGAAACAAAAGAUGGUUCUAAAAUUAGGAUUAAGGCUACAGCAGGACCAGUUCUUGGACCACCUUGGCAACGUCCUGAAAACGGGUAUACUGUUGAAGUUUUCUGGUAUCUUGUUACAUCUCCACAGGUGCAAUUGUCUCUCUACUAUGAACCUCACUGUGUGUAUAAUCCUGGCUUCAUUGAAAAGGAAAGAGCAGAUAUUGUGAUCACACCGGUCGUAAAACAGUUAUUGCCCAAGUUUACAUUGGUUUCAGGACAAGAAGAUGCAGUGAAACUUGCAAAGCUUCUUCAAGCCAAGUUCGUUGUGGCAAUGAAAAAUGGGGAUUUAGAUAGCAAAGGGCCUCUUGCAAGCAUAAUUCAAUCAGAAGGAACAAUAGGAUCAUUCAAGGAGCUUCUAUCAAAAGAAUUACCAGGCGUGAAGGUUGUAGAGCCUACCCCAGGAAUUCCAGUUGAAAUUCCCGCAAAUUAAAUUUGUGGACUUCUUGCUCCCGUUCCCCCUCCAUUUUCUCAGGAAGUACAACAUGAAAUCACACUUUCUUCAUGUUGAAUGAACUUUACUCUCACAAUGGUGGGACUAGGCUUAUUCGUCCUUCAGUUUUGGAAGGAGAUCCAAAUAGUUUGCUCAAACCAAACUGAUCUUGUUUGGUUCACACGUUUUAUGUUUCCCAGCCAUGUCUAAAGCUAAAGAACUGAACUGCAUGUGUGUGGUGAACUGAACCAAACUGCGUGCAAACUGUCAAACUGGCUAACUCAAUCUUUAGCAGUCUGUUCAGCAAACCUUGACUGCAAAUCGUCUUUAGUAAUUGACAAGAACUCAAUUAUACUGCUUGCAAGGCAUAAAUUAAACAUACUGUGAAAAACAAAGCAAACACCAAAAUAAUAAUUACAGCACCCGUAAUUAUCAUAGCAAAAGUAAAUUAAAUAUAUUUGUUAUUCAUUA
This is a messenger RNA of Lathyrus oleraceus (garden pea), 1624 nucleotides long. RefSeq lists its product as uncharacterized. Bases 125 to 1153 code for a protein of 342 amino acids. Lineage: Eukaryota; Viridiplantae; Streptophyta; Magnoliopsida; Fabales; Fabaceae. The transcript has 7 exons. The record is from RefSeq and is a predicted model, not a curated record.